UGUACUAUGUUGACAGUGGAGCGGUUUGUUAAAAGUCAGAGGGAGCUGCUUGGUUUGGAGCAGGAUGAGGAAACUGAGCAAUCUAGAGACCUGCUCCACGGCCAAUCUGCAAAAGACUUGGAAAAGGAGGGUGUAUGUGUGACGAAGCUAUUCCCAGCUUCAAUAGCAACAGGUCUGUACGGAAGAAGAGUCCUGAAACUGACUCGGGAAAAUCUCCCAAACCAUUCCUUCUCUUCUGGAGAUAUAGCUGGCUUGUCUCACAAAGACUUGACUAUUAUCUGCGAGGGUAUCGUCAGUAAAGUUGGAAAAGACAGCAUAAGUGUGGCGUUUGAAGAGUUCUCAGAUGAUGUGAUGCAAAUGAGUCGAGUUAGUCUUCUGAAACUCACAAACUCAGUUACUUACUCUAGAUACUUGUCUACUUUGAAAAUAAUUGAGAAGAAUGAAAGUGACUUGGUGGAUAGACUGCUAUCGGAGGAUAUCAGAGCUGCACCAACAAAUCCAAACGAAGCCUCGGUGACGUACUGCAAUGACGAUUUAAACAGCGGUCAGAAACAAGCUGUUAAACUUACUUUAGAGAGACCUGAUAUGGCGGUUAUACAUGGCCCGCCCGGGACCGGGAAAACUACAACUAUCGUUGAAGUUGUGCGACAACAUGUUGCACGUGGAGAGAAGGUACUGGUGUGCGCGCCCUCCAACAUUGCUGUAGAUAACCUCCUGAAGAAACUAUCCGCUUCUAAUACUGUUGUUAGGUUGGGUCACCCUGCUAGAGUCAAUGUGAACCUUCAACAAUUUACUCUUGAUGCAAAGCUGAAAAACCUCGACGAAGAUAACAUAUUGGGAGAUGUCAGAAAAGACAUCGACCAGGCUAUCAGAGGUUUUCGAGGGAACAAGUCAGGAAACAAAAGUGGAGACUACCAAAGCAGAAAAAAUGUUGGGGAACUCAGAAAAGAGCUGAGGGAAAGAGAACUUAAAGCGACAAAGCAAGUUUUAACAUCCUCACAAGUAGUGCUGUGUACGCUCACCUCGGCUGGCAAACGCGGACCUCUGGGCAAACUGCCAGAUAACCAUUUCUCUGUGUGUGUUAUUGACGAGGCUAGCCAGGCUUUGGAGGUAGCCUGUUGGAUGGGUAUCCUGAACGCAAAGAAGGUGAUAUUGGCUGGCGACCAUCUCCAGCUACCACCUACCAUCAAAUCUGACAAGGCAGCUAAAGAAGGACUUUCCCAGACGCUAAUGGAGCGGAUAUUGAACACAAUAAAAUGUCCAGAUGAAGUUUGCACUUCACUUACCGAACAGUACCGGAUGAACGAGCUGAUAAUGAGAUGGAGCAGCGAAGAGAUGUACGCGGGGAAAUUAACUGCACAUUCCUCAGUUUCAAGUCACGUUUUAAGUGGGUUGAAAGAAGUAGAAAGUACGGAGAUAACUACACAUCCUCUUUGUUUUGUGGAUACUGCUGGAUCAGGCCUGUUUGAAACCCUGGUGGGCGUUUCACGUGGAAACAAAGGAGAAGCUAAGUUGGUGGUGGAGUAUCUGACGAGUCUGAAGGAGGCAGGAGUAAAGGAGGCAGACAUGGCUGUUAUUACACCGUAUAACUUACAGAUAGAGUUUAUCCGGGCUGAGAUGAUGGGCCGGUUUAAAGAGGUCGAAGUUUGCUCAGUUGACGGAUUUCAAGGCAGAGAAAAGGAAGCCAUAGUUAUUACUAUGGUGAGAAGCAACGACACCGGAGAAAUAGGUUUUUUGAGUGAAUCCCGGCGAAUGAACGUGGCAGUGACCCGAGCUAGGAGACACGUGUGCCUCAUUGGAGACAGUCUAACUGUAAAAAGAGACGCAUUUCUCGGUCGCCUUGUCGCGUAUUUUACCCGUCACGGCCUUGUUAAGUCAGCGUUUGAGUACGGGUUGGAAGGUGUUGAUGAAGAGGAAAUAGUACACACGCAAGCUGAUUCUGAUCCUGAAGAACUAGUCUCAGAUAGCAAGAAUGCAGUUUCAACUCGGACAUUGAAACAAGAGACAACUUUUAAACAAACUAGCUCGAAAAAACUCGAGGAUUACAAGGAAACAGAUAGAACUGAGGGUAUGGCAUUUCCGGGACUUAACUCCUACCAGCGAAGGAUAAUCCACGUUUUGUGCGAAGAGCUAGGAUUAUUCUCAACGUCUACUGGAUCAGGUAAUGAACGAAUCUUAUGUGUAUAUAAGACUAGUCAAGACACUGAAAAAGAGGAAGAGUUAGUGCAAAGCGAAGGAAUUACCUCAGAGGUCUGUUCUCCAAGUAGUGACAAUACUGCAGUUAUCCCUCCCCCUGUAACUCAUAAUGAUGAUCCCAACAUACCAACACCACUGUCUAGUCUGGUGGUAUGUAAACAAUGUGGUGCGAGAGUUCCCAAAGCUAACAUUGAACUGCACCUGGUACGCUGUAAACCCAAGACCUUUACCACCCCAACCCCAAGUCAGAAUCAGAAACGUAAUAAAUCCGCAGCUAGUGGUAAAAAGAAAAAGAAGGACACUCCCAAACAACCUCAGCCCAGUACAGAUGAUGACUUCAGUGUACUGGACGAUGCAGUCUCAUCCCGGCUAGCAUGCCCUAUUACUGGCUGCCAGAACCCUUGUAUCUCCUACAUCUCACCCUGUAGAUUCUGCGCCUCCUGCCACUGUUCCGAGCAUCAGAUGCCGGAGGUGCAUGGAUGUGGGGCGGCUGCACGACGAGACGCGCAAUUGCCAGACGCACGUGUCAGUGUGCGCCAGCAGGCCAAAAAUAAAACUAGACUGAAACAGGCAUUGAAAGACAAACAAAAAGAAAGGACUAAGGCCAAGAAAUGAUUAAAAAGCUAUGCGUUUUUAUUUUUGGGUCAAAUCAUGCAGCAAAAUUAUUUUAGCAUGAGAGAACAUAAUUUUGUAAGAUAACAAGCUUCGGGUUAGUUAACCAUGAUGUAUUUGUAAAUUGUUGGUGAAGU
Bolinopsis microptera is the source of this 2945-nucleotide messenger RNA. RefSeq names its product DNA-binding protein SMUBP-2-like. The transcript is spliced from 21 exons. Lineage: Eukaryota; Metazoa; Ctenophora; Tentaculata; Lobata; Bolinopsidae. The record is from RefSeq and is a predicted model, not a curated record. Gene Ontology annotation, molecular function: ATP hydrolysis activity; RNA binding; 5'-3' DNA helicase activity. The coding region runs from base 7 to 2811 and encodes 934 amino acids.